AUCUUCGUAGCGUGGCCAACGCUUCAUUUCCCGGCAGCCCUUGCUGCCCCACUGGCGCGUCACUUGCCUUCCGAAUCAUGUGCGCUGCUGCGGCUGCGCAUUCCACCUAAGAGCAGGGGGGUUAAUCAUUUAGCCUAGACUCCAUUUCCCGGUGUGCCUAGCGGUGCCGCGGGAUGUGAUGGGUGUUGUAGUCCUGCCCUUCUUCGGGCUGGUCCAGUGACCGACAGGAUGUCGGAGGUGCGGCUGCCACCGCUACGCGCCCUAGACGACUUUGUUUUGGGAUUGGCGCGUUUGGCAGCUCCGGAUCCAUGGGACCCGCAGCGAUGGUGCCACCGUGUCAUCAACAACCUUCUCUACUACCAAACCAACUACCUUCUCUGCUUUGGCUUCGGUCUCGCUCUAGUCGGGUAUGUGCGUCCGCUGCACACGCUCCUGAGCGCGCUGGCAGUGCUGGUGGCCCUUAGUGUGCUGGUGUGGGCGGCUGAGACCCGAGCAGCAAUGCGACGCUGCCGCCGCAACCACCCUGCCGCCUGUCUAGCGGCAGUGCUUGCCGUUGGCCUCCUCAUUCUCUGGGUCGCGGGUGGCGCCUGCACCUUCCUGCUCAGCAUCGCCGGGCCGGUGCUUCUGAUCCUGGUGCACGCCUCUUUACGCCUUCGAAACCUUAAAAACAAGAUUGAGAACAAAAUUGAGAGCAUUGGUCUCAAGCGGACGCCAAUGGGGCUGCUACUAGAGGCGCUGGGACAAGAACAGGAGGCUGGAUCCUAAGGGCCUGGAACCUGUACCCAGGACCUGAAGAACACCCCCACCCCAGCCCUUACCGGCACACAGAUCCCUCUCCCAUUUUUUUUUUUUUUUUUGGUAUUGGGGAUCAAACUCGGGAACUUGCGCUUUCGAGGCAGGCCGGAGGAGCCACUGAGCUAAAUUCCCAGCCCUCCCAGCUUUUAUAAUAGAAGUCAAGAGCACCUUAGCCAGUCCAAAAAAAAAAAAAAAGAAAAGGACAUCAGUGAUUUCCAAUUUAAAAUUUGGGUAUCAGCCAGGUGUGGUGGCACUCGUCUGUAAUCCCAGCACUCAGGAGGCUGAGGCAGGAGGAUUACCUGGAGUUCGAGGCCAGCGUGGGCUACAUAGUGAGCUCAAGGAUAGCCCGAACUACAGAGCAAGACCCUGUCUCAAAAAAAAAUAGGGUAUCACUCACACCCAAGCCCCCAUUACCUAGGGACUAUCGUCUUCCACAACCCUCAACUUGGAACCCAGAGCCACCUACAUCCAGCCUCAGACCUUGGGGUUGGGACUAGUGUCCAUGGCCAGUCUCAAAACAUGGACCCAGAGAUACCUACCUAAAUUCUGGGACUCACCAGUCUCCCAUGUGCAGCACCAAAGCUGGGGCCUGGGUCAAGACAUUCUCAAAUCUUGAACCUUGGACCAAGGCUUUUCCAGACCCCCACCUCAACUUCAAACCUAGGUUAAGGCAUUGCCAAACCUAGACCCCAAGCCAAAUGUUCUCAGUCCUCACCUGGUGGAGUCAGGUAUCCUGACCCUGCUGAACCAGGUGACCUCAACCCUCACCGGUCCCAGUUGCCUUCUGCUAUUUAAGAGGUUUUGCCCUCCCCCAGUGUUCCACAGUGUCAUGGACCAAGGCGCGGAGGGUAAGGUAGCCGCAACUGGAUAUAUCAGUAGAUAUCGGUAGAUAUAUCAGUAUUGCUGUAACAAUAAAGCUGUUAAAUCUCUCAA
Molecule: messenger RNA, 1728 nt
Organism: Heterocephalus glaber (naked mole-rat)
Lineage: Eukaryota; Metazoa; Chordata; Mammalia; Rodentia; Bathyergidae
Gene: Praf2
Product: PRA1 domain family member 2
Cellular component (GO): membrane
Source: RefSeq, a predicted model, not a curated record